Tricharina praecox is the source of this 2549-nucleotide messenger RNA. RefSeq lists its product as uncharacterized. The record is from RefSeq and is a predicted model, not a curated record. NCBI's taxonomy places the organism in Eukaryota, Fungi, Ascomycota, Pezizomycetes, Pezizales, Pyronemataceae. The transcript has 2 exons. Bases 405 to 2075 code for a protein of 556 amino acids.
GUGGUUUUUCAACCAGGCAUGUGUGGAACACGUACGUACCCCGAGAAGAAAGCAGCCUGUAUGGAAAAACGAGGUUCAACUAUAAGAAGUUGGGCUCUUACUCCCAGAGAGUGAUAUCUCUUGAAACCUCUGUCAACUCUCCAAUAGUCAAGUCCGCAUCCAGCCCCUCGGUCGAUACAAACGGGCCCAGCAACGAAACGAUAGAUUCUAGUGCACACGAAAGUCUUCAACCUAUUCAAGGAAAACAGCUACCCAGGGGACGGCCAUUCGGGUAGAAAGUCUGCGGAGCCUCCGAUAUCGAAAAGCCACCCACGCCGGGAGAGAGUCGAGUGCGGCGAAAGGAGCAAGCAAUUUGUACCUACUUCACCGACGGCAAGUUGCUACCAAAACUAAGCGCGGCCAGAAUGAGAGCCAUCGUCACGCUAUUACUUGUGGCUAUCCAUGCCCGGCUGGCUUUGGCAUUGCCAGUCGUCGAAACAGAGCCAUCGUGGGGAUCGGAACCUACGCGACGGGGGACCAUGGGCAUCUUGCUUCCGUGCCUCAUUACCCUCGGUCUCUGCGUGUGGACGGCAGUACACCUAAACAUCAACCCGCAACCGACUCCGGGGCGGUUACUCCUGUUCAAGCUGGCCUGGCUGCUGCUGGGAAUGCUCGCUCCGGAGUUUGUCCUCUGGUGUGCCUACGAUCAGUUCAUGGAAGCCCGCGCGAUCCGGAACGUCAUUCUGAAGAUACAGACGCACCGACUGAAUUUCGCGAAGUUAAGGGGGACUAAAAAUCAGGACGAGCGGAUCGAAGGCUUUGACAUGAAGGCCGCGUUCUUCGUUCUCAUGGGCGGAUAUGCCGUACAUCCCGGGCCUGAGAAGGUUUACGGACUCCCGGUGACUUUGACGGCCCAGGGCUUUACUCUCUUGUACGCACAAGAUGAAAUCAAUGUUACCGAAGAUCUUGAGCCACGGUUAAUCGAGGACAAAUCCAAGGCCGAUGGUCUGGCCAAGGUCGUUGUUUGUAUCCAGGCGCUGUGGCUCGUAGUCGAGGGAGCUGGGCGCUUGACGAGUGGAUUACCCCUCACUCUACUUGAACUCCACACCAUCAUGCACGUUCUCUGUGCCGUGGCGAUAUACGCCUUCUGGUGGCACAAGCCGAUGGAUAUCCGGUACCCCGUCUUACUGCACCUCGAACCGAGUCUGGCGGCGAGGAUAUACCGUUCGUUCGAUGGAAGUCGCAACUACGGCGCACCAGAUUUCGAAAUACCGAUUUCCGGCCCUCACACGGAAGAUGCGGUGGCGGAUGUGCUGGUAGCCCCCGAAGUAAAGGACAACGUUUCCCCUCAUAGCGAAGACGCGGAAUUGGCGCGUGCCGACACGAAAUACCCUGACCGGCUGGAAGCCAACCGGGUUCGUGCACGCAUGCACCGCAUCCGGGUUGCCGGGGGCUACAACAUCUUCAACUUUUUUGGCUGGCGCGACUCGUUCUGUUUAUGGCCGCCAGCCAGUGGCGACUCCAAAGCAAGGAAUAGAUGGCAGGAUUACGACAUUCGAUCCAAGGGGGCUUUUAGCCUCAUGCCCGAGGACAUCGGCUUCCACGAUGCCUCUUCGCGGGAGAAUGCCUGCGUCCGGGCGCGUAUGGUGCUGAGGGAGGGCUCCGUGCGAUUCGACGACGACAAGCAAGGCUCGUGGUUGGUUCUGGUGGCAUUUGCUGUGGCUUAUGGCGGGGCGCAUGCCUCAGCGUGGAAUACGCACAUGCCGAGUCAGAUCGAGCUGCUGCUCUGGAGGAUCUCCUCGGUUGCGGUCGCGGUGGGUAUACCUCUGGGCUUAGGCGCUUAUCUGUGCGCCGAGAAGCUCGAUCGUUAUUUCUAUACGAGGACCGGACCGGGGCGCUUGGUCAAGUGCAUGAAGUGGCUAGGCGGUGGUGACUGUGUCGUGAAUACGGUGUCCUUGUGUUUCUGUUUUCCGCUUCUCCUCUUCGUCCUUGUUGCGAGGGGCUUCAUGGUAAGCGAAUCCUUCAUCAGUCUUCGAAGCCUGGAGAAGGGCUCGUUCGACGUUGUUCCAUGGAGCAACUAUUGGCCCCACUUCUGAGACUAGGCUGAAGACUACCUAUUCUCUUUCGUUUACUGCGGUGGGAGGUUCUAGGUCUCGGCUCCUCGAGCUCUCUACGUCUCGUAUUUCCGUUGACAUGGUUUCCUUUUUCAUUUCAUGUAAAAUACACUACGUGUGGUGGUCUAAGGAAGAGGCAUGUAGGUACGCAUGCUCAUGGGGUUGAGCGAGGGCAGUGCAAUGACGGAAGGCUGCUCGAUGGUGGUUGGGGAGUUCGAUCCGCAUGAAGGCGGUAGUCACACCGCCGCGGUCUCUGUGUCCAUUAUGCUAGGCACAGGUGCACGAGGAGGAGCCUGACGAAUAGAUCUGCACAGUCUCUGACGAGCUGCCUCGUUGUCCAAAGAAAUUACGCGUAAUUAGCGAGAAGAAAAUUCGAAAAUAGGACCGGCCGGAGAGAAUGGAAGGUGAGAUCGCAGAACGAUCCUAAACCGGACAUGACCGGGCAGAAUUAUCCAG